UGCGAAGGGUUUGGUCUGUGUGUGGAUCGCAGUGCGCGCUGACACGCAGCUCAGCGACAAGGCCACCGGGAGCACAGCACGACUGGAAACGAUUAACAGAUGGCACAGUGUGUGACUAAAGUAGAGCUGAGUAUCACCUGCGACAAUCUGCUGGAUAGAGAUGUUGGGUCAAAGUCUGAUCCAUUGUGUGUGUUCUUGAUAAGCACUGGUGAAAAACAAUGGAUUGAGAUUGAUCGCACAGAAAGAGUUGAAAAUUGCUUGUCUCCGAAAUUCUCCAAGAAGUUCCUGGUAGAUUAUUAUUUUGAGCAGGUUCAAAAAUUGAAGCUUGCAAUUUAUGAUAUUGACAAUAAAACCAUUGACUUGAAUGAUGAUGAUUUCCUGGGAGAAUUUGAAUGCACUCUGGGGCAGAUUGUCUCCAGCAAGAAACUGAUGAGACCGCUCCUGUUAAAAAAUGGAAAGCCUGCAGGGAAAGGAACAAUCACGAUAUUUGCAGAAGAGGUAAAAGAUAACCGAAUGAUAAACUUUGAAGUUGAAGCUCGAAAACUGGAUAAUAAGGAUUUCUUUGGGAAAUCUGAUCCUUAUUUAGAGUUCUACAAACAGACUGAUGAUGGAAAAUGGCAGAUGGCGCAUAGAACUGAGGUCAUCAAAAAUAACUUGAAUCCCACUUGGAGACCCUUUAAAAUCCCUUUACAUUCUCUGUGCAAUGCUGAUUUACAGAAGCCUGUCAAGGUGGACUGUUAUGACUAUGAUGAUGAUGGGUCACAUGACCUAAUAGGUUCAUUUGAGACUAACGUCGAAAAACUCCAAGAGGCCUCCCAGAACUCAACAGAGUUUGAGUGUGUUAAUGUAAAGAAAAAGGAGAAGAAAAAGAAUUACAAGAAUUCUGGAACUUUGAGGGUUAAAUUAUGUCAGAUUGUGAAGGAGUACACUUUUCUGGACUUCAUUAUGGGUGGAUGUCAAUUGAACUUUACUGUCGGGGUCGAUUUUACAGGUUCAAAUGGAGACCCUCGUUCACCAGAUUCCCUACAUCAUAUCAGUCCUAAUGGACUUAAUGAAUAUCUGAUGGCAAUCUGGUCUGUUGGAAUGGUCGUUCAAGACUAUGAUUCAGAUAAAUUGUUUCCAGCAUUUGGAUUUGGUGCACAGAUACCCCCAAACUGGCAGGUAUCACACGAGUUUCCACUUAACUUCAGUGCUGAUAACCCAUUCUGUUCAGGUGUGCAAGGGAUUGUGGAUGCCUACCGCAACUGUCUGCCUCAAGUCAAGCUAUAUGGGCCCACAAACUUCUCUCCCAUAAUAAACCAUGUGGCUGGAUUUGGAGCUGCAGCAGCACAGCAACCAGCAGCUUCACAAUAUUACAUCCUGCUGAUCAUCACGGACGGAGUGAUAACUGAUUUAGAUGAUACACGACGUGCCAUAGUCAACGCUUCCAAAUUGCCAAUGUCCAUCAUCAUCAUUGGUGUUGGUGGGGCUGAUUUCACUGCCAUGGAGUUCCUGGAUGGUGAUGAUGGUGUUCUUCGAUCCCCCACCGGAGAAAUGGCCAUCCGAGAUAUAGUCCAGUUUGUGCCUUUCAGAAAGUUUCAAAAUGCACCUAAAGAAGCUCUUGCACAAAGUGUAUUGGCUGAAGUGCCUCAGCAAGUGGUGUCCUACUUCAACACACGUAAACUGCGCCCUCCCAAUGAGACCAGUACCUGAGUGUCUCUGGAUGUACCUAUCAUUGUACUUUAGUGGUUUAUACACAUGUUUAUUAUGGAAGUAUAUGUGCCAUAGCUAUAAUGUGUUUAUAUUGUGAUUAAUCAGAAUGCUGUUAUAAAGAAGGAUAGUAUGGAGAAGAGAAAUUGUACUUAUUUCUUCUCUUUUUCUCUCUGUAUCUAUGAUAUAUGUGUAUAAACUUCAAGACAUUUAAUUUCUCUCCUCUAUACACACUUUGUAGAGACUUGACAUUUUGGGAUCUCUUCCUGCAAGAUUCAUUCAUGGAGGAUUUGGUAUAUAUUACAAGCAUGCAUCAAAGUGUCUCAAUAGUUCAAGACAGAAGUUAGCUAGAAGACUUAUGCAGAUGAUGAUCCAAAGGGCACCUGAGAGGGCACUCUGUGUGUUUUCAGUGAGCCAUACAGAUCAGAAAAAUCCCACAUUCAUUGGCUACAAAUACAAUCACUGUGUUUUACAGUACAAUCCUGUGAAGCACUUUAGAUGUUUUGACAGUGUGAUAAGGCACGAUAGCAAAUAUAAAGAUUAUUAUUAUAUGAUGCAUUUUGGUAAUACAUUUAAUGUGCAACCAGAUAAUACCAAACAUGUAUAGUAAACUGCUGAUAACUCAUUACUCCCAAGGGAAAAGGGCUCAGUAGCAAGGUAGGUAUAUGUAUAAAUACAUAAAUAAAUGCGGUGGGGAUAUUGACAUCAUGAUGAGUUGUAGUGACAAGUUAAGCCAGGGUUGAGUUAUCAGGAGUUUAUUAUGUAUGUAACCAAAUGAAAGCCAAGUCAUCAUCUGAACUGAUUCAUGUCCUUAAAGGGAAUUGUUUUCUGAUAUCCAUCAUCUUCUUUGUCAUGUACAUUGCUUAUGGCACUUCUGUAAUAAUGAAUAAAACAUCUCUUAUAGAA
Callorhinchus milii (elephant shark) is the source of this 2595-nucleotide messenger RNA. RefSeq names its product copine-3. Gene Ontology annotation, biological process: cellular response to calcium ion; ERBB2 signaling pathway. Lineage: Eukaryota; Metazoa; Chordata; Chondrichthyes; Chimaeriformes; Callorhinchidae. Gene Ontology annotation, molecular function: receptor tyrosine kinase binding; calcium-dependent phospholipid binding. Gene Ontology annotation, cellular component: plasma membrane. The transcript has 16 exons. Bases 100 to 1692 code for a protein of 530 amino acids. The record is from RefSeq and is a predicted model, not a curated record.